UUAUAAAAAAAAAAGAUUUAUUUCAUAAAAACGUCAAAUGCUAUUAAUAAUGUGUUGUUUACUUUUACUUCAAUCUAUUUUUGUAAUUCUUCAUCAAACUCACAACUGUGGAGACUCAAUAAUUAGUGCACAUAAUCUAAACAAUUCAACAUAUUUUUUUGGAGGUAUUUUUCCAACUCAUCGUAGAAACGGGGGGUCUUAUAUUCUUAAUGAAGGACCAAUAUUAUUGGUAUCAUCGAUGAUGUUGGCUAUUCAAGAAAUAAAUGAUAGCAAAAACAUACUUCCUGGCAUAAUUUUAGGAUACGAUAUACGUGAUUCAAGAAACGAAGUUUUGUGCGCAAGUGACCAUGCCUUAAAUUUUUUAUUGGAUAAAGACAAAAAUUCAGCACUUAUCGGAGUUGUAGGACCAGCCUCCAGUUCCUUGAGUGCUGCUGUAAGUUCUAUGUUGCUACCUGAGUUUAUUCCACAGGUAUCCUAUGCAGCAACAAGUAUAUCGUUAUCGCAACGUUUUAUUUAUCGUAAUUUUUUUCGUACCACUCCUACGGACGCAUAUCAAGCAAAAGCUUUAAUUGAUUUAAUAGAUCAAUUUCAGUGGAGCUACAUAUCGCUUUUUACUUCAAAUGACGAAUAUGGCCGCUUCGGUCGUGAUGAAAUUCGUAAAGCAGCAAAGGAAAAAAAUAUUUGUUUUUCUGUAGAAAACACAUUUGAUUCAGAUUUUUUAAGUAACAAAUUGAAUUCUAUUUUAGAACGUAUUGAGCAAAACUCACGCAUUGUAGUACUAUGGUGCGAUUCUCAUUUUGCAGUAGAAAUCAUCACCAAAAGUAUAUUACGUGGCAUUAACAAUAUCACUUGGAUAGGAACUGAAACUUGGGGAAACGCUUUUUUGGAAUAUUCUGUUCAUAAAUCCACACACAACAUUUUCAGUUUGCGACUAAAAGAAUAUCCAAUAAACUUCGUCAGCAAUAAAAUUCUUAACACUAACAUAACAAGCGAAAUAAACUGUAAUAAUCCAUGGUAUAAACAGUUUUUAACCAAAAGUAUUAAAAACAAACAGUAUUGUGAUGCUAAUCUAACAAAUGUAUUAUCAAGACGCAAAAUAAACCAAGUAGUUAGUGCAGUCUACGCAAUGGCUUACGGAUUACAUGACUAUUUACACUGUUCGUUUGAGAAAUGCGCCACGCCACCUGAAUCAAUUAACUAUCAAAGAUUAUACAACCAUGUGAUAAGCACAAGAUUUACUGUUCCUACAAGUAACUAUUUUGUUGAAUUCGAUAAAAAUGGAGACUUUCUUUUUCCUGCAUACGAUUAUGUGUUUGUUGAUAAAAAAAAAUUUAUAAAGUUUGGAAUCUGGGAGUAUAAUUUAGAUAAACCAACCACUAUAGAAAUAAACUCAAGUAUUAUUAAUUGGAAGUAUAACUUUAUACCGAAAUCUGUUUGCAGUUUGAACUGUCAACCAGGUACAUACAGAGUAAAUUCAACAAUAUCAAAAUGUUGUUGGAUUUGUGAAAUAUGCCCACGCGGUUAUGUUUCAAGUAAAAUUAAUCAGUACAAGUGUACAAAAUGUCCGAGAUCUUCCCGAGAAAAUUUAAACCAAACUCAGUGUGACAACUUGACUGAAAUUAGCUUAAAGGUUUUUAGCUUAGCUGGUUUACUAAUAACCAUUGGAUCAAUAUCAGGAGUACUGGGAACAAUUUUUUUAUUAAUUUUGUAUUUUAAACAUUGGAACAAACCAGUCAUUAAGAGUUUUAAUAGAGAGAUGUCGUGCAUUCAAAUUUUUUCUAUUAAACUUUUGUUGUGUAUUUCAUUUUUAUAUUUUUUUAAACCCAGCCCAAAUUUGUGUUUGUUAAGAACAUCGCUGUUUGGUUUUUUACUUACAACUGUUUUGGCUUUUGUUGUUGUAAAAACAUAUCGUUUGCUUCAGGUUUUUAAUGGAACAUUUACAAAACUUUCUAAGGUUUUAGAAAAUAAGUUUCAAAUUACCUUCACAUUUUCACUUGUUUUAUUACAAGCAGUGACUAUAUUUGUUUGGCAUAUCUAUAAUCCAACUACCGUACAAACAAUUUCUGACUCUAAAAGUAACAUAUUUUAUGUUAUCUGUGAUAAUGAAAAACCCAUAUUUUGGGUUUCGAUGAUAUAUUUUUUUGUACUGGCUAUUGUAAGUGGAUGCAUGGCAUUUCGCGCUCGCAAACUAUCUGAAAAUUUUAAGGAAACUCAAUCAAUUGGUUAUGCAAUGUUUACAAUUUGUGUUUUGUGGUUCUCUUUUAUCCCAAUUUAUUUUAGUGUUAACCCACUCGAAUCAAUAAUGGUAUUUUUAUGUCUAAACAUUGUUUCAUGCUAUAGUAUGCUUAUCUUUUUUUAUGGAAAAAAAAUCUUUUACAUCUUAUACUAUCCUAGUUUAAACAGUGCUGAAUUUUUUUAUUCCAGUUCUUCGCAAAAAGUUCUACACAAUUUUGUUGAAAAGGUUGUUCGUGACGAUGGCACUACAUUGAAUGUGGUGCGUAAUGUUGUCGUAUAUAACAAAAACGCUCUUUCAGAGACCAUUUGUUAGUGCGUAUCUUUUUUUGCUACAAGGUUCCAAUAAAUCGUUAAAGCAACAAAUAAAUUCUGUAUGCAGUCACUGAAUGUAUUUUU
Hydra vulgaris (swiftwater hydra) is the source of this 2631-nucleotide messenger RNA. Its product is annotated as metabotropic glutamate receptor 3. The record is from RefSeq and is a predicted model, not a curated record. Lineage: Eukaryota; Metazoa; Cnidaria; Hydrozoa; Anthoathecata; Hydridae. Gene Ontology annotation, biological process: regulation of synaptic transmission, glutamatergic; G protein-coupled glutamate receptor signaling pathway. Gene Ontology annotation, cellular component: plasma membrane. Gene Ontology annotation, molecular function: adenylate cyclase inhibiting G protein-coupled glutamate receptor activity.